AUGCGCGUCCGGAGCGUCUUGACGAUCUCGAUGCAUGCGUCCGGCGUCGGGGACCUCGGCGUGCUCCCGGGCUCUAUCGCCGUCACCUGCGGCGAGGACGGCUACGUCCGCUUCACGGACCUCACGACGCUCAAGGAGCUCAAGGCCAUGAUCCUCGACUCGGACGAUGGCACGAUCCCGUCGCUCGCGGUGGGCGGCAACGACAUCUUUGUCGCCACGUCCGACAACUAUGUGCUCAACCGGUACAGCGUCAGCGCCGGUGCCAAGCCCAAGUUUGAAGGCUGCUUCCUCCGCUGCACGGAGGACAUCAAGCAUGUCGACUGCUCGACGAGCUACGUCGGCGUCGUCAGCGAAGACACGCAGAGCCGCAUCGUGUACCGCGCCAACAUGGAGCGCCUCCUCCUCCUCAAUGGGCACAAGGAAGUCGCUAAGAGCAUUGCCAUGGACCCGAUUGAGACGUACGUUGCGACGUCGGGCGCCGACAGCACGGUGCAGAUCUUCAACAUUGCCAACAUUGACGACGACACGGUCGAGGUUACGGCGCUCAAGAGCCUUCCGCUGCAGUACCAGAAUGGUAUGAAGGACGACGACGUGCUUUGCCGCAUCGCGUGGGCGCCUCUCGACGGCCGCUUCCUCGCCGUGCCAUUGCGCACCAACACGCUCGGCCUCUACGCACGCGACUCGUGGGCGCUCACGCACAAGCUUGUGUUUCCGAGCACCGAUGGGAUUGUGCACGCCGACAUCAACGUCGUUGCGUUCUCGCCCAACGGCCGCUACGUCGCCGCCGCCUCCAUGGCCCGCCAGGUCUUUGUCUGGUCGGUGGCGACGCACGAGUGCAUCGCCGUCUACGAAGUCGACGACGCGGUCAUGGCGCUUUCGUGGCUUGUCGAUGCGAACGGGAUUGCGCUCCUCUUGGCCUCUGGCAACGUUGGGUACGCCGAGAACGUGGCGCCCGAUGCAUGCGAUACCGCUCCUGCCACACUUGCUUCUCUCGCGCUAACGAUUGCCGCGCCGACGGUUGUGGUGCCCGAGGUAUUGUCUGCCCCCAUGCCGGUCGUGCCGCCGGCGUUCGAGCGCGCCGUCCUCGAGGACGAGGACGAGGACGAGGACCCCGACAUGCAGGUGAACGCGAUCAAGGCGAGCUUUGGCUUUGGCCAAGACAUGACCAUCCUGCCCGCCGCCUUGCCCGUCGAGUCGUCGUCGUCGCCCGCCCCGUCGCCGCGCGGCGCGUCGCACGUCUCGCCUUUGGUGUUUGCCAAGCCGUUGGCACCGCCGUUCCAGAGCGGCAGCAUUCUCAGCGGGCCCGUGACGCUCCUGGCGUGGUCGCCGCUCGGCGAGAUCGAGCGACUGCCGUCGACGGACGACCACUUGAUUCAAGUGAGCUUCGCCGACAAGAACCGGCGCGGCUUCAAGUUUGCCGACUCGUAUGGCUUCCUCAUGGCCGCCUUCGACGCCUACGGCGCGUUCUUUGCGUCGCCGAGACCCGACGACGACGGCCACAGCGUCCUCUUCUACCGCCGCUUCGAGUCGUGGGCGGCGAAUGCCUCGUGGCACGUCCAGCUCCCGAGUGACGAAGACGCGCUCUGUGUCGCCAGCGCCGACCACUUUUGCGCGGUGGCCACGUCGAUCAACGUGCUGCGGCUGUACACGACAGCCGGGAUCCCGUACGGGUCCUUCUCGCUCCGCGCCCGCGUGCUCACGAUGGCGGCCUCGGGCCCGUACCUCGCUAUUGUCACCCAAGUGUCGCGCGAGGCAUGCCUUCAUUGUGACGUGUACAAGUUGCCCUUUCAGCGCGGAUCGCCCCGGGUGGCGGUGGUGGCGUCCAGCCCGCUCCCGCUCUCGCCACAAGCGGACUUGCGCUGGCUUGGCUUUAACGACGCCCACAUGCUCUUUGCCAUGGACAGCGUCGGCACCUUGCAUGUGCUCAGCCACGGCAUGGGCGACCAGUGGACGCCGCUUGCGUCGCCGGGCCCGCACGUGUUUGCUCUCGGCUUCCUCAAGGAUACCUUGUUGUACAUUCCGCUGCCCGAAGACAUUGACGUGCCCCGCCUCGCGCGGAAGAACCGGCCCGUGCCCUCGACGUUUGUACUGGGCCGCGCGCCCGAGCGCAUGGACAAGAGCAUGCCGCUGUACCCGUACCACAAGGUCGAGCACCUAGUCUGGACAGACAGUCGCGACGUCGUGACGGAGCAGGCGGGCAUGGACAAACAGCUCCUCGUGAUGCUCAAGGAGGCGUGUGCGAACGACAUGCCGGCAAGGGCCCUCGAUCUCGCCAAGUGCUUUACGUUGGAGAAGAGCCAUACGAUCGCGCAGACGAUCGCGACGCAUUUCGGCAUGCGGCAGCUCGGCGCACAGCUCGAAGCGCUCUACGAAGCCUUUGUCGCCCAAGUGCCCGAGAUGGACGCACCCACGUACUCCAGGACGAGCUAUGCGCAGCCGACGUCGCCGCCGCGGCGACAGCGCAACUUUAUGCCACCGCUCAAGCAGUACCGCCCGGCCGAGGACGAGGCAAGCAUCGUGCACGAAGAGAACGACCUUGGUCAAGACGACGACGACGUCUCGGCGGACGAGCGACACGUCGCGCCGCCGCAGACGCCACCGCGCGCGCCGGCACCGAUGCGCACGAACCCUUUCUUCAAGGGCAGCCAGGAUGGGAAGCGGAAAGCCGCGCCUGGAUCGCUGGAUACGCUCAAGUCGCCACCGCCCAAGAAGAAGGCAAUGGGCUCCCUCUUUGCCCGCAAGUAG
Messenger RNA from Saprolegnia parasitica CBS 223.65, 2745 nucleotides. RefSeq lists its product as hypothetical. Gene Ontology annotation, cellular component: nuclear replication fork. The record is from RefSeq and is a predicted model, not a curated record. Gene Ontology annotation, molecular function: protein binding; chromatin binding. Bases 1 to 2745 code for a protein of 914 amino acids. Gene Ontology annotation, biological process: mitotic cell cycle; DNA-templated DNA replication; DNA repair. NCBI's taxonomy places the organism in Eukaryota, Oomycota, Saprolegniomycetes, Saprolegniales, Saprolegniaceae. The transcript has 2 exons.